AUGAUUCAGAAUUAUAAAAGAAACUCUUCUUUUUUUGUUCUAUUACAGUCUCUUCUGCUGAUAAAACCAGAAGGUGAUGGCUUUUAUGCACUAUUUAAAUGCGUGUUUCCUAUUCUGAAGGCUGGGUUGGAAUCUUUAGUGAAUGGUGGUGAUGUUCUUUUGGAUGAGUUCAAUUCUGAAAUGCUGAGAUCAGCACUAAUGUCAGCAGAAUCUUCAGGCAAUCAGCUGGAUUAUAGCAAGAUAAAGGAUCUGUUUGUAUUUUUUGCUUCCUCAAAGUUCAAACAUGCAUUCCAUAAACACCUCCAUUUCUUAGCUGAACAGUGCAGUGUAUCACCUACCCGCAUAUUAUCUAAGUUUUUAACAGAUGAAGGUGUUCCUACUGCAGUUCAGGUUGAAAGUCUUCAGUGCUAUGCAUCUCUAUGUAGUUUGUCACAAGAUAAAUGGCAAGCUAAAAUUUUGGCCAAAUUUCCUUCUAUUCUUGUUCCAUUGGCUGGUGAUGAUCAGACUAUAAGGGUUGCUUCCAUGAAAUGUAUCGAUGAGUUGCGUGCCUUGUGGUGUCGCAUUGAACGUUCUGGCAAGAAUAACGGGAACAACACUACAUGGUUCCAUUUUCUGGGUGAGCUUAUAUUGUUGUUGGUUCAGCAAAAAAAACCUAUAUUGUCCGAUAAGAAGUUUCUUCCAUCAUUGUUCGCAUCCACACUGGGUUCAUCCUGUCAUAAUAUCUUAGUACCUCAAAACAUGGAAAACAGGUUUGACCAGCCCACAAAAGAAAGAAUACUCGAGUUCAUUUUGGGUUCUGCUCUGAAAUUCUCCAACUACGGGAAGCUAAUGAAUCUCUCCUUGCUCAAGGGAGUUGGGUAUGCUAUUAUACAUCAUAAUAUUGCACCAGUGUUGUCUCGUUCUAUGAAGCAAUACUAUGAUGACCGUAGCAAAUCUAGCCAGAAAUUUUCAAACACCAGAACUCAAAUAAUGUGCCUUUUGUUAGAGAGCUGUGUUAUGUCAUCUCCCUCCGGUGGAAUUGAUCUUUAA
Messenger RNA from Vicia faba (fava bean), 1029 nucleotides. Lineage: Eukaryota; Viridiplantae; Streptophyta; Magnoliopsida; Fabales; Fabaceae. The record is from the annotation of a GenBank genome assembly.